AUGCGAGGACCGGGUAAUUGUCAAAAGUAUCGACAGGACCCCAGCUUUAAUGAUUUGAAGAACCGAACUCUACAAUACAUGUGGUUUGAUGGCUUAAACAGGCCCAUCCCGGUUACCUGCAUAUUUUACCCGUUUCCACCCCGUGGUGAAAUCGUCAUGCAGCCACCAGAUUUUCUGACCGAGACAGUGGCAAACCAAGCCACAAACCGUAACGUGACAUACUACGCCGUCAGCAUCACCUACAUGCGCGAGGUCAUCAACAGCGCCAACUACUGCAACCAGCCAGUCUAUGUGUUCCGCACGUCUACUGUGCCGCAGGAUGCCGACCCCUACGGGUUCUUCUCUCAACAGCAGAGAAUCCAGCAGGGUGUCUCCACAAGAGAGCUUUCUGCAGACGAGAUUGCCACUGCCUGUCAGGAGCCGCCGUUUGCAGCAUUGUGCGCCAAGUAUGGUGCUCCAACAGGUCUGGUCGUGACGAACAAGGACGUGAUUCCAAUCACGCGCAUGUACUUGAAAGCGCGCACAGACUCCAUAGUCAUUGCCAUCGCCAAUGCCACGUGUUCCUAUGUCGAGAAGGACUGCGAGGCAAUUCGAAAGAGCGGUCAGAGUACUCCAGUAGACAACAGCAACUACAUGAUCGACCCUGGCCAGGCUGACGCCAUCCAGCCCUUUGUAGCGUCCUGCGAGUUCACACGAGAUCAAGGCAUCACCAAGAUCAACAUCAACGACACGUUUUGGCAAGGGACUGGGAUUAACAACGACGGUACAAACGGACCGUUUAACUUCCAAUUCAAGAACGUGUACGCCAAUGCCACACCUGCGCAGGUCAACUCGCUGUCUCUUCGCCAAGUACGAAUGUUCUCAAGCAGCAUUGGCAAUAAUAACAUCAAUCCCGAAGGUCUGCUGACACUAUAUUCUGGGAACACAUCAAACUUCGGCACCCCUUACAGCCCCGGCGCCGUGGGGUGCGCCUGUGGAGCCCUCGAUACCUGCGCGACUCCUGACCUGACCUGCAACUGUGACGCACGAGGACCUUUGACCUCUGACCAGGGCUUUAUAACCGACUCGAGUGUUCUGCCGGUCGUGGGAUUCUACCGCAACAUCAGGUCCCCUAGCGGCCGCGGCAGGCUCUCCUUGACCUCAGUCAGAUGCGGUCCUAUGUGGGCAUAUGAUAUGCCAAAAGACUGUAUCGAAGCCUACAGCUUGGGAUUCAGAUAUGGCAUCAACUACACUGUUAGCGGGGAGUACCUCAUCAACCCCGACAACACCACCUCCUCGCCUUUCCUUGUGUACUGCGACUACUCCGACCCUACCAACCCGGUGACGAUUGUUCGCCCCAGGCGACCCAGAGAGAGGGUGCCAGUCAAGAACACCACCAGGGUCGACUACAACGGCGGCCCGACCGACGGGCAGUUGGCAGCGUUGCUUCGAAUCUCUGUCUACUGCUAUCAACCAGUCCGAGUUGCACUGCCGCAGAAGCAAGGUAACUCCUUCGCGCCAUGCAGACGCAUUAUCUCUCUUACGACAGCCUCAUCCUCCUUCCUCUUCUCUUCCUCAGGAGCAGUAGUCUUGAAGGAAGACAAAUGUAAUUGUGACAUCGGAGAUGACGAAGAUCGUAGCGACGCCGCCAUUCUGAGUAUCAAGGCUGCCCUCCCCUUCCGACGAUUCAUCGCCGAUGCUUUUGCGGAUGGUUCUCUCAACCUGACUGUCGGCAACCUCUACUGUGCCUCCAAACCCAUCGGCGGAAAGACAGCCGGAAGUGUGGGAAUGACCUCUUACCUCUGGCACUAUGUGCAGAACUCAACGAGUGUGAAUUGGGCUUCCACGACUGCGCUCCACAAGCGCAGUGUGUCAACCUGGCCAAGCGGUUAUGAAUGCGUGUGUCCUGAUGGCUGGAAAGGACUUGGCAGAGCUGCAGAUGACACUGAAGCUCCUGCUGCCAACGGUCGACAGUGCAUCGAUGACAACGAAUGUCUCCCGGGUAACAACCCUUGUCCGCCGCACAAUUCUCUCUGCGCCAACAUCCCUGGCUCCUUUAUCUGCAAUUGCACAGAGGGCUACCGUAACGUGGAUAGACUCACCUGUGAAGAUAUCGAUGAGUGCGCGGAGAAGACCCAUGACUGCGACGUGAACGCCAAGUGCGCCAACACAGACGGCAGUUUCCGGUGUUCCUGCAGGACGGGUUUCCGUGGUAGCGGCAAACGUGACGACUGUUCGCCUGUCGGCCAGUGCACUUGCUUUGGGGACCCGCACUGCUUGAGCUUCGACAAGGCCUGGUUUCACCCUCAGGGUGGGUGCGAGAACGCGCUGGUGCAGAACGACUGCAGGUUGCGUGGCAGCGCGACCAACCCUUGUCCCCGCUUCCGAGUCUCGACUCACCACUGGAACAGGGGCAUCGAGGUGCCCGGCGUCUACGCUUGGAUCAAGGAAGUCAAAAUCGUCUUCGGAGAUAAUCGCAUCGUUCUCGGUCAGGGCGGCACCAUCAUAGUGGAUGGAAAGUUGAGAAGUAACAUGUGGAGCAUCUUGAGUGAUGACCGGACAGAGACAAUAGCUUCCGUCACAAGAAUCGGUCUUUCUAAAGUGUCGAUGUGGACCAGCUGUGGGUUGGAGGUCACGUGGAACGGACGCGAUGCGGUGGAGAUCCUGGUGCCCACGUCCAUGAUGAACAAGACCUGCGGUAUGUGCGGCAACUACAACGGCGACAAGUCUGAUGAUUGGAUUGUCGGACCUGAGUGCCCGACACUGGAAGGCCAGCAGACCAACAGGCAGACUCUUUUUAGCAACUCGUGGACGGUGAACGCAUCACAGGAGUGCACCCCGGACUGCAAUCCGUCAGAACCCGAGCCGACCUGUGUGUCGCAAUACAAGUCCGACUACAUGUGCAAGAAACUGUUCAGCGAAACCUCUCCCUUUGCGAACUGUCUAGCGCAGAUGCCAAGCGAUAUCCGCGAAGGCUUACUGUUCUCGUGCCAGUUCGACUUGUGCCACACCAACGACACGGAGUCUACUGUUUGUGAGGUCGCCGAAACCAUUGCCAACUUCUGCGAGGAACAGAUGGCCGGCGACCCUAUCGUUUGGCGCUCCCCUCAUCUUUGUGGUGAGCCUGAUUGCGGCGUGAACGAGGAGUUCUUAAUCUGCGGGCCAUCCGAAGAAAGCACGUGCAACGCGCCUGUGUCCACUUACUACCAGUUGUGCCGCGAGGGCUGCUUCUGCGUGAAGGGCUUCAGGCGCCAGGGUGACGAGUGUCUGCCAGAAUCCCGCUGUGGCUGCCCAUACGGCGAGGACCUGAUGAAGAUUGGAUCACAGCAAGUGCUGAACAACUGUUCUCUGCUGGUCACCUGUGUCGGACAUGAAGACCACACAGAGGAACCUUAUUCCUGCAGCGACAUCGAAGAGUGCGCCAUCGACGACGGCAUCGAAGCGUGUGUGUGCAAAGAAGGGACAGGGACGAACAGCGAGACAGGAGAAUGCAUUCCUGGAGACCACUGCGCGGGUAACACAGAAUGUCCUGCCACCUCCGAGUGUGUCACCACUCGCACAUCCUUCUACUGCAACUGCUCUGAGGGCUACAUCAACGUGGACAGGACGACGUGUAAAGAUGUGAAUGAGUGCACAGAAGGAACCAGCAACUGCGCCGAGAACGCAGAGUGUACAAAUUUAGAUGGAGGAUACACGUGCAACUGCGCAACAGGUUACAGUGGUGACGGCAGGACCGAAUGCAAAGAUAACGAUGAGUGUACAGAAGGAACCAACGACUGUGAUGAUAACGCUGAGUGUACAAAUACUGACGGAGGAUACAAUUGCACCUGCAAGGAUGGUUACAGCGGAGACGGCAUGGCCGGCAAUUGCCGAGAUAAAGACGAGUGCUCAGACGGAACCAACGACUGUGAUGUGAACGCUCAGUGUACAAAUACUGAAGGAGGAUACACGUGCGCCUGCAAAGAAGGUUACCGGGGCAACGGCAAGUCCGGCAAUUGUGAAGAUGAAGACGAGUGCUCAGAAGGAACCAGCGACUGUGAUGCUAACGCUAAGUGUACAAAUACUGGAGGAGGAUACACGUGCACCUGCAAUGAAGGUUACAGUGGCGACGGCAAGACUGGCAACUGCCAAGAUGAUGACGAGUGCACAGACGGAACCAACGACUGUGAUGUGAACGCUGAGUGUACAAAUGAGGCCGGAGGAUACUCGUGCGCCUGCAAAGAAGGUUACCUUGGCGACGGCACGUCCGGCAAUUGUAAAGAUAAAGACGAGUGCAGAGAAGGAACCAGCGAUUGUGAUGCUAACGCUCAGUGUACAAAUACUGAAGGAGGAUACACGUGCACCUGCAAUGAAGGUUACAGUGGCAACGGCACGUCCGGUGACUGUCAAGAUAACAACGAGUGCACAGACGGAACCAACGACUGUGAUGUGAACGCUGAGUGUACAAAUGAGGCCGGAGGAUACUCGUGCGCCUGCAAAGAAGGUUACCUGGGCGACGGCACGUCUGGCAAUUGUAAAGAUAAAGACGAGUGCAGAGAAGGAACCAACAACUGUGAUGCUAACGCUCAGUGUACAAAUACUGAAGGAGUAUACACGUGCACCUGCAAUGAUGGUUACAGUGGCAACGGCACGUCCGGCGACUGUCAAGAUGAUGACGAGUGCUCAGAAGGAACCAACGACUGUGAUGAGAACGCUGAAUGUACAAAUGAGGAGGGAGGAUACACGUGCGCUUGCAAAGAUGGUUACCUUGGUAACGGCACGUCUUGUAAAGUGGACAGUGACUGUCUCCCUGGAAACAACCCUUGCUCAGAAAAUGCAGUGUGUGUCAACACACGCCAAUCCUUUUUCUGUAACUGCUCAGAGGGCUACUACAACGUAGAUACAUUCACCUGUAAAGAUAUUGACGAAUGUGAGGAGGGAUCCGACGACUGCGAUAACGCUGUGUGUAUCAACGUGCCCGGAAGCUUUGAGUGCGCCUGCGUGGAUGGGUACUUCGGCAAUGGCAGGGUUGGCUCAUGUAACCAAGACACUGACUGCAUUGGAGAAACUAGCCCUUGUCCAGACCAUUCUGAAUGUAUCAACACCCGCGAGGCCUUCUACUGUAACUGCACCAACGGCUAUAGCAACGUGGAUAAUUACACUUGCACAGAUAUCGAUGAGUGCUCAGAAGGAAACAACGACUGUAAGGGUAACACUGAGUGCACAAAUGUGGACGGAGGAUACAACUGCACCUGCAAAGAAGGUUACCGGGACAAUGACAUGUCAGGCAAUUGUGAAGAUGAAGACGAGUGCUCAGAAGGAACCAGCGACUGUGAUGUUAACGCUAAGUGUACAAAUACUGAAGGAGGAUACACGUGCACCUGCAAUGAAGGUUACAGUGGCGACGGCAAGACUGGCAAUUGCCGAGAUAAUGACGAGUGCACAGACGGAACCAACGACUGUGAUGUGAACGCUGAGUGUACAAAUGAGGCCGGAGGAUACUCGUGCGCCUGCAAAGAAGGUUACCGGGCGACGGCAAGUCCGGCAUGUGAAGAUGAAGACGAGUGCUCAGAAGGAACCAACAACUGUGAUGCUAACGCUAAGUGUACAAAUACUGAAGGAGGAUACACAUGCACCUGCAAUGAGGGUUACAGUGGCAACGGCACGUCCGGCGACUGUCAAGAUGAUGACGAGUGCUCAGAAGGAACCAACGGCUGUGAUGUGAACGCUGAGUGUACAAAUGAGGAGGGAGGAUACACAUGCGCCUGCAAAGAUGGUUACCUUGGCGACGGUACGGCCGGUUCGUGUAAAGAGGAUGAUGACUGUCUUCCCGGAAACAACGAUUGCUCGGAAAAUGCAGUGUGUGUCAACACUCGCGAGUCCUACGAGUGUAACUGCACUGAAGGCUACCGCAACAAGGAUGCACGCACCUGUGAAGAUAUUGACGAAUGUGAGGAGGGGUCCAACAACUGCGAUGAGAACGCUGUGUGUACGAAUGUACCUGGAAGCUAUGAGUGCGCCUGCGUGGGUGAUUACAUUGGUGAUGGCAGUGCGGGCUCAUGUACCAAGGACAACGACUGCGCUCCAGAAUCAAACCCUUGUCCAAUCAAUGCGAAGUGUGUCAACACACGAGACGGCUUCUACUGUAACUGCUCAGAAGGCUACCGCAACGUUGAUUCAGUCAGCUGUGAAGAUUCCGAUGAGUGUGCUGAGGGAACCAACGACUGCGAUGUCAACGCUGAAUGUACUAACGAGCCCGGAACCUUCAGAUGCACGUGCUUCGGUGGCUAUGUUGGCGACGGCAAGGCGGGUAACUGCAAAAAGGACGACGACUGUAAGGAAGGAAACAACUCUUGUCCAAAAAAUUCCGUUUGUGUCAACACACCUGAUGGCUUCUCCUGCAACUGCACUGAGGGUUAUCACAACGUAGAUGCAGUCACUUGCGAAGAUGAGGACGAGUGUGCGGAGGGCUCGCAUGAUUGUGAUGUCAACGCUGAAUGCACGAACUUGGACGGCAGCUACCAAUGUGCCUGCAACGAAGGUUACACUGGUGACGGAACGUUUGGCACGUGCAUCAAACCCGACCUUUGCAAAGACAUCAGCUGCACGGCUGUCAAUACAGAAUGUCGUAACGGAGUGUGUGUCUGCAAAGAGGGAUAUGAACUCGACUGUGAGGAAUGUAAAGAUAUCGACGAAUGUGCCAACAGUCCCGACACCUGUGGACACAUCGGCCAGGUAUGCAUCAACACACCUGGCAGUUACAGGUGCGAAUGUGUGGAUGGAUUCUAUGCUGAUGGUGGAUACUGCCACGACAUCAACGAGUGUGAGGAUGGCAGCGCGGUGUGCGGACAGCACUCGGAGUGCGUCAACAUGCUGGGCGCCUACGACUGCGUCUGCUGCAUGGGCUACAGCAAGCACGGCGCGUCAUGCCGACGUGACUAUAACCUCGAUAUAAUAUACGGAGCCCCAGGAUUGGAAUGUUGUAACUAUCCAGGAGGAAACUCUGAUGAUCCCAUCCCUGUGUGCGCCUCCGAUGGCAGGUCCCAUGCCAACUACGCCGCCAUGGUGGUGGACGGUUGCCGUCGUAACAAGACUGUGGAAGUCAGCUACAAAGGAUACUGCAAAACCACCUGCUCGGAGGUUGAGUGUGACCGACCUUUCCAGAAGUGCGUGGAGACGGAGAUAGGUGCUCAGUGCGCGUGCCCUGUCUGCGACGUCGACGCCACAAAACCUCUGACGCCGGUCUGUGGGUCUAAUGGUCGCAUAUACCAGAACGAAUGCUUCUACCAGUUGACUAUGUGCAGCAUGGGCCAAAGGAACGUUCAGCUGCGACCUCUGACGUACUGCAACGAAACCCACCCAGCAACGUGAAUCACCUUUGGGACCUUGGUCGGCAUGGAGUGAGUGUUCUCCCAAGUGUGGUAAGGGUCACACCACCAGGUCAAGGACGGCAUCGGGACCGACGGCCAAGCAGCUGACCCAGAGAGCUGUGUGCUACACACCCUGUGAGAAUGGUCCCUGCGAGGAGGACUCCUGCCCCAAUCCUGGCCAGGUGUGUGAGGUGGGCGACAACAACGAGGCUGUGUGCACGUGCCCAGACUGCACUGGGCAGUCGGAGGAGCCUGUAUGCGCCUUGUUGGGAGAGUUGGUCCGAACCUUCGAGAACGAGUGUCAGCUGCGGCGCAGUGCCUGUGAGCUGACCAAGCCAUACCGGGUAUUGGAGGCCCGCGCCUGCGAAGACACACCACCCACUUGCACCAAGACCAACUACAUUCCGGAACUGGUUGAAGGCGACUGUGUUGCCACGCUGCCCGAAGAUCUGGGCUUCUGCUACGGCAAGUGCGGCCAGAACCCCGCUUGGUGCUGCAGGCCGGAAGGUACAGAGAACGUCAAGCCUUAACAUCACCUUUGAGUGUGAAGAUGGUUCGUCACGAACGGAAUCGAGAGACUUCCUGAAGAUUCAGUCCUGCAGCUGUGCGCAGGAGUCUCAGCGCCCCUCACAUCACUCUGAGGAAGCUCCAAAUGAUGAGUAAAUGACUUCCAAGAGAGAUCCCAUCAGUGUAGCGAACAAGUUACCAAGAUUCUUCACUUACAGCUUUCUUGACCUUACUGAGCUGCUGGCAUUUGCCAUCUUCUGUGCAAUUAAGGUUUUGCUCCAGUGACUUGUUUGCAACACAAAACAAUUUCUUUAUUAGAUUGUUUGAUUUAAUGACUUGACUUUUAAAUGUUUGUCAAACAAUUUAUUCGCUUUUGAAGAAUUGAGCAACAUAGUUCCUAUAAUUUUCUUUGGAAUUAAAGAAAUUUAAAUACUCAAAA
Pomacea canaliculata is the source of this 8274-nucleotide messenger RNA. Its product is annotated as fibrillin-3-like. Lineage: Eukaryota; Metazoa; Mollusca; Gastropoda; Architaenioglossa; Ampullariidae. Gene Ontology annotation, molecular function: protein binding; calcium ion binding. The record is from RefSeq and is a predicted model, not a curated record.